UUGUUGUAGUUCCUAUGUGGAGUAAACCACAUACUGUAAUGUCUUUGAGUAAACCUGUCAAUCCGAGGAUUGCAGAAGUACUGUGUUGAUAAUCCGUCUGCUCUUCCCCUCUACAUAUCGAGCUGCUGGCACAGUUCGUGACAUUGGACUAACGUUACCGGCAUGUUGGGAUUCGGUAAAUUGUUAUACUAGCUAGUUGUUGAAUUUAGCGUUAGCCAACAGCUAGCUAGUUAGCAUCAGAAAGCGCACCAACUUCACAGUCAGUAGGUAGCAAAGAUUUUCAUAGAACACUGCCUAUGAGCUAGUUUGCAACAGUAACGUUAGCUACUUCUACACUACARACCCCAGGCCAAGCACAACGACGCAAAGACACCACUCGACCUUUCUACCUCCUUGUAGUGCCUAGUGGAUGGACGCCGCCCUGUGGUGGAUAAUGGAAUUGGUGUGAAUUGCAUUCAAUGUAGACUCACUGGGGAGAGACUGAUCUAUGACAGACAGGCUUAUUUCUUACAAAGGUAUAACCUUCAGUAGCUGCAAUAAGACUCCUUGUUUGCACAUCCCGCUACAGCCCCGGGAUGGAGGCCCACAGCUCAAGCCGGUCCAGCCUGUCCAGGAAGAGGAGGAGAGAUGGGUCUAACGGAGAGACCGAGGAGGUAGAACGGCCAGGGAAAGUCCCAAGAUCCACCGUGGGUUUAAAAGAUCCCGCCCCCUAUGCUGAUGAGCUAGAGUCAGCUGAGGACACUCCAUACCUGCGAGUCAGUAUGGAGGAGGCCAAGAGGGGAACUCCAUUUGAUAGGCCAGUUCGGGUAUAUGCAGAUGGCAUCUUUGAUGUGUUCCACUCAGGCCAUGCCCGGGCCCUCAUGCAGGCCAAGGGCCUCUUUCCGAACACACACCUCAUUGUGGGCGUGUGUAGUGAUGACCUGACACACAAGUUCAAAGGGUUCACGGUGAUGAACGAGGAUGAGCGCUACGACGCAGUCAGCCACUGCCGCUACGUGGACGAGGUAGUCAGGAACGCGCCCUGGACGCUUACACCCGAGUUCCUCUCCAAGCACAGAAUCGACUUUGUUGCCCAUGACGACAUCCCAUAUACAUCAGCAGGCCAGGACGACGUUUACAAGCACAUCAAGGAGGCGGGCAUGUUUGCACCUACCCAGAGAACGGAGGGAAUCUCCACCUCGGACAUCAUCACGCGCAUCGUCCGCGACUAUGAUGUGUACGUGAGACGCAACCUGCAACGCGGCUACACGGCCAAGGAGCUCAACGUCAGCUUCAUCAAUGAGAAGAAGUACCACCUGCAAGAGCGUGUGGACAAGGUGAAGAGGAAGGUGAAAGAUGUGGAGGAGAAGAGUAAAGAGUUUGUGCAGAAGGUGGAGAACAAGAGCAUCGACCUCAUCCAGAAGUGGGAGGAGAAGUCCCGGGAGUUCAUUGGCAACUUUCUGCAGAUGUUCGGCCCUGAGGGAGCACUGAAGCACAUGUUGAAGGAGGGCAGAGGCCGCAUGCUGCAGGCCAUCAGCCCCAGCAGCAGCCCCACCCGCGAGCGCUCCCCCUCGCCCUUCUUAAACAAGCCCUCACCUUCCCCUCCAUCCCACCACAGCGCAGCACGGGGAUACCCCAUCAGCGAGGAUGAUGAGUCUGAUGAAGAUUAAGGCUCCCCUUUUUUUUUAGUCUGUUAAUCCCGCCCCUCGACAAUAUCAGCAUUCAACCCCUCCAAACAAAUCAUCAGUAUGUCCACUUAUAUCUGUAUAGCAUUGUCUCUCACUUAAUUUGCUCUACCCGUUUCAUUUUUUCACUCCCUUUCUCAAUUGGUGUCCAUUUAUGGACUGUACUACUUCAUCAGUCAGAGGGGGGUUAAUGCACAUUGUAGCGGUCACAUCUCUUUAUUUUAUUCAGUCAGUAACCACUACUCACUGGAGGCAUUUGGAGCUGUGUGUUCAUUACCCUUCAUGUUACAUUUGUCACUUUUAAAUUUUAAUUUCACAUAUAUUAUUUCUCACUGAUAGGAACAUUUCUGAUGCACACUUCCUACUCAAGAUGUUAAUCUUAGCGAGGUGAUUUUAUUUUGUUAACCUUGAGUUUAGUGGGGAAUUCAUAUUCAUACAUAUUGUGUUGAGGGGUGUUCGGUGCACUGUUGAAUUCCUUCUCAGCAGAGCUGAGUCUUUUUCUUUGCAAUGUAGGAACCAUCAGUCCCUUGAUCUCCCCUUGAAGUGUUAGUGUCUGAGUGUGUGCAUGUAUGUGUGUAAACUGCUAGUUUGUGUAGGCAUGUCAAUGUCCUCCAUCUAUGGACUGACCUGGAUUCAGCUUGACCUGUUUUGCACAUAAUAAUGCUUAGUUGGUUUUGAUGGUCAGUCUUUGGACAGUGGACUUCAAAGUAUAGUGCCCAGCGUUUGAACUACAGAACUAGAUCUCGUUCAGUAGGGCUCAAAGGGAAAACUUAUUUCCAGGAGGUUCURGUAAACCCCCCCCCAAAAUGUGCCCAAUAACAAGACUUCAUUUAAAAAAACGACUGGAAUACAAUUUUAUCCCGGUCCCAUCUCUCCUCCUGUAGUUGGGCAUUGUUUGUUUUUGGCUGUUGGCCCACCCCUUACUGGUCUUUGUCUCGAUGGUGGCAAAGCAGGAGUGUUUGUUUUAUUUCCUAUAUACAGUAGGGUAGCUGAAAUAUGGGAUUAUUUUAAGCAUAGUAUUGUAACCAUGUUAGAUUAAAGAAUCAGUCCACUAAAAUGUAUCAGUUAAAAUUGCUUCUCAGUAGGGGCAUGGGCUAUAGAUCACUUGGUGGCAAGAGUUGUCUAACUAUCCUUCCACUAUAUACAUGGAUACAAGAACAAUGUUUUACUGUUUGGGUUGAAUUUGUUUAGCUCCUGAAUGUGCAGGGCUAAGAGAAACCAGUAGAACAUGUAAAUGGWAUAAAUAAAGUUAACCAUGUUGAAUCCUCAA
Molecule: messenger RNA, 2934 nt
Organism: Salvelinus sp. IW2-2015
Lineage: Eukaryota; Metazoa; Chordata; Actinopteri; Salmoniformes; Salmonidae
Source: RefSeq, a predicted model, not a curated record